AUGGCAGCUGUUGAAGAGGCGCUCAAAGGUGUUUGCAAAAAAUACAGAUUUCAAGAGCUAAAUGCUUAUCAAAAGGUUGCAAUCAAAACAUUUAUGCAGGGUAGAGAUAUUUUUGUGAAUUUGCCGAAGGGCUAUGGCAAAUCGCUGAUAUUCCAAGCUCUGGCAACGAUCAAGGAUCAAGUUGCCUCUUUGAAUAGUCUGGGUAUUUCUGCAAUAAACAUAAGUGAUGUUGAAAGUGAAGGAGAUCAGAGAGACGUAGAAGCUGGAAAAUAUUCUCUUGUGUAUGGGACACCUGAAUCCUGGCUCGAUAACGAUCGUUGGAGAUCAAUGUUUUCUAAUAAAGUAUACUCCGAAAAGCUGUGUGCUAUCAUAGUGGAUGAAGCCCAUGUGAUAAGGCAAUG
This is a messenger RNA of Stylophora pistillata, 401 nucleotides long. Its product is annotated as ATP-dependent DNA helicase Q-like 4A. The record is from RefSeq and is a predicted model, not a curated record. NCBI's taxonomy places the organism in Eukaryota, Metazoa, Cnidaria, Anthozoa, Scleractinia, Pocilloporidae.